UUCGGAAAUAGAAACAAAGUUGGUCACAAAUCACAUUGGCUUUGCUCGAAGUUUUUUUUUUUUUUUUUUUUUUCCUUCCCCACCUUUCUUUAGCAUGCAACUAUGGGAAAAGUGACCGCUCGUGUCAGUUGGGGAAGUCGGGGUGGUUUGGUGCCCAGGGAACGGCUGUAACUUCUACGUGACCAUGGUACCUGUUGAAAACGCAGAGGGCCCCAGUCUGCUGAAACCGAAGGGGCGAGCGGCGGAGACUGAUGGCAGCGACAGAGCCAGCGGCGGCCCGCAUCCUCCCUGGGCGCGAGGUUGUGGCAUGUAUACCCUCCUGUCGUCUGUCACAGCUGCUGUCAGUGGCUUCCUGGUGGGGUAUGAACUUGGGAUCAUCUCUGGGGCUCUUCUGCAAAUAAGAACCUUGUUAGUCCUGACCUGCCAUGAGCAGGAAAUGGUGGUGAGCUCCCUGCUUAUCGGGGCCCUCCUGGCCUCUCUAAUCGGAGGAGUCCUGAUUGACAGGUACGGGAGAAGGGCCGCCAUCAUUUUGUCCUCCUGCCUUCUCGGACUUGGAAGCCUGGUCUUGAUUAUCAGUUUAUCUUACACCACUCUUAUAGGGGGGCGCAUUGCUAUUGGAGUUUUUAUUUCACUCUCCUCCACCGCCACUUGUGUCUACAUCGCAGAAAUUGCUCCCCAACACAGAAGAGGCCUUCUCGUGUCACUGAAUGAACUGAUGAUUGUCAUUGGCAUUCUUUUUGCCUACAUUUCAAAUUAUGCAUUUGCCAACAUUUCCCAUGGCUGGAAAUACAUGUUCGGCCUUGUUAUUCCCUUGGGAGUUUUGCAAGCCAUUGCAAUGUACUUUCUUCCUCCAAGUCCUCGAUUUCUGGUGAUGAAGGGACAUGAGGAAGCUGCUAGUAAGGUUCUUGGAAAGCUGAGAGCUAUCUCGGAUACAACGGAGGAACUCACUGUGAUAAAGUCUUCCCUGAAAGAUGAAUAUCAGUACAGUUUUUGGGAUCUGUUUCGUUCAAAAGACAACAUGAGGACCCGAAUCAUCAUAGGUUUAACGCUGGUAUUUUUUGUACAGAUCACUGGCCAGCCAAACAUAUUAUUCUAUGCAUCUACUGUUUUGAAGUCCGUUGGCUUCCAAAGCAAUGAGGCAGCUAGCCUUGCCUCCACCGGGGUUGGGGUCGUCAAGGUCAUCAGCACCAUCCCAGCCACCCUUCUCGUAGACCAGGUUGGGAGCAAAACCUUCCUGUGUAUCGGUUCCUCUGUGAUGGCAGCUUCAUUGGUGACCAUGGGCAUCGUGAAUCUCAACAUCCACAUGAACUUCACCAGUAUCUGCAGAAACCAUAGUCCUAUCAACCAGUCCUUGGAUGAGUCUGUGUUUUAUGGACCAGGUAACUUGUCAGCCAGCAAUGACACUCUUAGAGAAUCCUUUAAAGGGAUGACUUUCCACAGCAGAAGCUCACUGAGGCCCACAAGAAAUGACAUAAAUGGGAGAGGAGAAACGACCCUGGCAUCCUUACCAAAUGCUGGACUAAGCCAAACUGAAUACCAGAUCGUCACAGACUCUGCAGAUGUCCCCACGUUUUUGAAAUGGCUUUCUUUAGCCAGCUUGCUUGUUUACGUUGCUGCCUUUUCAAUUGGUCUAGGACCAAUGCCCUGGUUGGUGCUGAGCGAGAUUUUUCCCGGAGGAAUUCGAGGACGUGCCAUGGCUCUAACUUCCAGCAUGAACUGGGGCAUCAAUCUCCUCAUCUCUCUGACAUUUUUGACGGUGACGGAUCUCAUUGGCCUGCCGUGGGUGUGCUUUAUAUAUACAGUUAUGAGUCUAGCAUCCCUGGUUUUUGUUAUUGUGUUUAUACCUGAAACAAAGGGAUGCUCUUUGGAACAAAUAUCAAUGGAGCUGGCAAAAGAGAACUAUGUGAAAAACAACAUUUGUUUUAUGAGUCAUCACCGGGAGGAAUUAGUGCCAAAACAGCUUCAAAAAAGAAAACCCCAAGAGCAGUUCUUGGAGUCUAAAAAGCUAAGGGGUAAGGGACAGCCAAGGCAGCUUUCUUCAGAGGUCUAAUGGCCUCAAAACCCUUCAAGUGUUGAUACAGAAAGAGAGUACUUAUGGUGUCUUCCUAUCAAUAUGUGUUAGCCACUCCUGUGUUUUCUUUUCAGUGUCAUAGAGCUAGUUUAAAAAGGAUAUCCUGAAAUUAUAGUCUUUACUCAUUACCCCGCCCCCUAAAGGAGCCAUGAAAGGUAUUUGAGGAACAAGGUCCCAAGUGGUCUCUUUCUUACUCUGAGCAGGAUACCAGGAUAAAAAUAAUACCAGCUGGUUCAGUAUUUUCCACCUUCUUCACAGAGGAGCCUUUGAAAGACGAUAAACUAGUGAUGAGAGCAACUUUUAUCUUACAGUUUGUUAUGCACAGAGGCCUGUUGUGGCUUUAUUAUUCAGACACAUAAGUUGUCCGAACAUAAGCUUACAGUUCUUUGCCUACCAAGACACUCCCCACACUAGGUCUUGUGUAAAAAAGAACCAAGACACAAUACAGACAAUUGCACACAUGUUCUAGGUUAGGAUGGGGUCCUGGUUAGGACUUUAGUGAUCAUUUCUAAUUAUAGUUCAACAACUAUAAAGAUUAUCCAUCUUAUUUUAUGAAUCAUGAACUACAAUGUAAUUCAAAAUCCUCUUUUAUGAAUUUGAUGUUAGUAUUACAAAGUAUUAAAAAAGAAGCAACUCUGCAAUAGUUGAGAAAGAUAAGCAUUUUUCUAUACAUUAAAAAAUAUAUGAGUAGAAAGGAUACUUUCAAAAUCGUGGGAUCAUAUUUAUUUAGUAGUAGUUGUUAGUAAACAUGAGAAAAGAAGGAGUCAGGUCAUUAGGUUAUUUAUCCAAAUCUGUAAGUAAUUAGGUUUGAGUUACUAAGUUAAGCUUGCACACGUCUCUCUUUGUAAGGCUUUCAUAACUUAGAGCCAUAGUUUCCUGCAGUUCUUCACACGCCUCAGGAAUAUCACUACCUCAAGUUACAGCCUAUGGGCUAUAACUGAUGCUGACUUUCAGAUGCUUGCAGACAUAAUAAAUGACAUCUGGACAUUGGGACAAUUCCCUCACUAUGUUCUUUUCUAUGAUGAAACAGAGAUCACUGACUGUACCAAAAACUUGGGUUUUCACCCACACAGUAAUGGACUGCUCUUUUCUGUACUGCACCAGUUGAAUUUUAAGAUGUGGGGAGGCAUUUUACCAAUACAAUUUGGUACACUGGUAGAAAAUCUACAAUAAAAAAUCUCAAACCAUUUAUGCAGUAAUCCAUUAAGUGACUUAAGCUAUGGGAAACACACACAAAAUAUAUUGAACAACCUAAGUUGAAAAAGAAUACAAAAAUAUGAUUACCCUGAAGAAAAGAGAAUCCUCAGAGUCAAAAGCCCUUUUCAUUUAGCCUGAAAUUUUUGUAUCGGCCCGUAACAAACUGUCCCAGUUUGAUAUAAGGAAGUAAGAUCUACUGCAGCCCUUUAUAAUGAAGUGGUCAGACUUCAGCCUCUGUAAGCAACAGUAAAACUGUAUUAUCAGAAACUCAGGAGAAUGACUAAAAGCCCUGGUGCUGAAAAACACUAUCUUCAUUAAAAUUGGCAGGGCAACUUAUGAAGAAAGAUCUGCAAUCUCCAUUCUGCACAGUACAUUUCUCACGCAAGUUAGAGCAUGCAUUGUUCAUUUGUUCUGGAAGAAGGGAAAGUAUGUUCUGUAGAGGUAAUCGAUUGAAGAAAUUUAUUAAGAACCUUCAGUGGAAUUAUAUGCUGACAUUAAAAAAGGUCAAGACAGGUAAUUAAUCAGUAUGAUUUUUUUUUUCUUUGCCAAGCAUCACAGAUUGUAAGAUACUAACAAAACUGUUAAACUGUGCAAGUUCAAACACUGUGUAUCCAUUAGCUAUUUCAUGGCUUAGCCAUGCAUUAUAAAUGGGCAGGAAACGGUUUAUAAACUUAGUAGGUUUAUCAUUAAGUGAUUUCAACUUCAGUAUCUUAAACAUUCUAUUUUUCUUUUAUUAUUCAGAAUCUGUAAUGAAACAAUUCUAUUUUGAAGCUAAUUUUUACCUAAUACAACCCCAACUACAGCAUUUUCACUUUCAAAAAUAAAAAGGGGUAAUACUUACAAUUUUUAUGUAUAUAUUUACAGUCUUUAUUUAUAAAAAAAAAAUGUACAGCACUUGUGAAAAGCCAGAAGACAUCAGACACACUCAUUUCUUACCAGCUUUAAGUCUAGUGGGUCACACCUAUGGCACUUUGCCAGGUGACGAGCAGCAGCCCUGAAACCAGACCAGUCGGAUUGUCUUUCUUCCACUUUUCUGAGAAAGCGUUUUGAUGAGCUACUGAUCUACCUAGUUUUCAAGUCACUCCAAUACUGAAAAAUCUUAGAACAUUUGGAUCUGCAUCUUGGCUAUAUCAUCUUGUUCCCCUCCAGCCCUCCUUCUCUUUUUCCUUUUCUGUGAACACUGCAGAACAGGAGAUCACUUAAUUACUGUUAAUUAAGUUUAAGUGAAAGCUCAAAUUUUUCAAACAGUCUGCCCAGAACCUAUAAUUUUCAUUGAAUUUUAUUCUGUAUAUAUUUUAUGAGGCUACCUAAACACAAACGUAAAAAGUGAGAAAGAAGUCUGAAAAUCACAAUUAAGUCUCUCCCAAGAGAGAAAAUAUAAAAGUUAGCCCUUGCCUCCAACUUAUGAAGAGUCAGAGGAAGGGCAGGGGAAGGUAUUGAGAAGACAAAGAUAAACAUAAAAUAAUAUGUAUUGUUCAGUACAGUUUUCAAGAUUUUAGAACAUGGUAGGGAAAAUGUACUAGAAUAUAGAGGUUAAAGUGUUCCAAUUUUUCACAAAGGUUCCAAAACAUUUUGGAAAUUCAAGGUUUUAGUGGAAGACUAUGUUGUAUUAUUAUCUCUGUUAAUGUUAACUGAGAACUAAUAUGACUCUCCACUUAGUUUGAUUUCUAGGUAAAAUCAUUCUUAGUUAAUACUCAAUUGGUCGAGCACCACUACAGCUUGAUACUGUUAUUACCAUUCCCGGGCUCAUGGGUGAGCCAGAGUCACUGGUUCACAAAUGCGUAUUUCCUGUUAACUUUAAAGGCGCAAUUCCAUGUAUUGAAUAGUCACUCUUUAGCUUCAUUCAAUAAGACACAGCAAGGGGAAAGACUUAUCUUGCAAAAUGGCUUUCAAGUUCAAGUUGAACUGCAGUAUUAAUAUAGUCACACUGGGGCACUUCUUGUUAAAACAGCACGUUUCAACUUCUGACAAGACUCCUAAUAUACAGCCUUGAGUAUCAACCUCAGAUUAUUCUUUUCCUAUAACCAGAGUUGAGUCUUUCCAGAAUAACAAAGGUACAUAUGAGGUACAACCCAUCACAGCUUUUCUUGUAUUUAUCUUGUAGGUAAUAAGAGGUUUCUUUUUUUUAAAACUACAAUUCUGCAACUUUUAAAAGAUGGUUAACAUUUUCUACCAUGUUAAAUUAGCAACAUAAAACAUUAUGCUUAAUCUAUACAGUUCUACUCUGGUUCCCUACAAUUUAUAUACAGGUUUUCAUUUCUAAUCUUCAAGAAAAAAAAAAAAAUUCCUAUUUGAUAUUUGGUAACAGAGCAUUAAAAGAUACUAUACACAUGUGGCAUAUUUACAAAAUACACUUCAAAACGAAGCUGACACACUUUAGCAAAAGUCUAAGCUUGCAUAGAUUAAAAAAAAGAAUUAUGAAUACAAUUUUUGUUAAAAUAGAAAAAUGGGGAAUAAAAGUUAUAGAAUGGAUAUGAAGAGAGAUUUUUUCCAAACUUUUAUUUGUGCACAUUCAAUUGAAAAAGAUAACUUUUACAGGUUCUUUGGUGCCCAUAUUCAGCAUACAAAAAUGUAAAAGACUAUUCACAAAUAAAACACAUUAGCUCAAACUGG
Messenger RNA from Bubalus bubalis (water buffalo), 5881 nucleotides. It is a transcript of the gene SLC2A12, whose product is annotated as solute carrier family 2 member 12. Bases 185 to 2050 code for a protein of 621 amino acids. Lineage: Eukaryota; Metazoa; Chordata; Mammalia; Artiodactyla; Bovidae. Gene Ontology annotation, cellular component: membrane. The transcript has 5 exons. Gene Ontology annotation, biological process: transmembrane transport. The record is from RefSeq and is a predicted model, not a curated record. Gene Ontology annotation, molecular function: transmembrane transporter activity.